Elgaria multicarinata webbii is the source of this 1672-nucleotide messenger RNA. It is a transcript of the gene PTPN2, whose product is annotated as protein tyrosine phosphatase non-receptor type 2. Gene Ontology annotation, cellular component: cytoplasm; nucleus. The transcript is spliced from 10 exons. The record is from RefSeq and is a predicted model, not a curated record. Bases 164 to 1354 code for a protein of 396 amino acids. NCBI's taxonomy places the organism in Eukaryota, Metazoa, Chordata, Lepidosauria, Squamata, Anguidae. Gene Ontology annotation, biological process: peptidyl-tyrosine dephosphorylation; negative regulation of ERK1 and ERK2 cascade; negative regulation of receptor signaling pathway via JAK-STAT. Gene Ontology annotation, molecular function: non-membrane spanning protein tyrosine phosphatase activity; protein kinase binding.
CGCUGCGUGCGUGGUACGGAACACAGUCAAAGGUAGCGCGACUGAGUAGAGUGGGCGGGUUGUCGUCCGCGCCCUGUCAGUAGCGCGAGGUGGGUGAUGAACUUGUUGGCUUCCAGCGGCCCUUCUUCUUCUUCCUCCUCCUCCUCUGGCUGUCGCCGCCAUUAUGUCCGUCACCGCCACGAUAGAGCAGGAGUUCCAGGAAAUCGACGCUGCUAACGACUGGCAGCUCCGCUACCUGGAUAUUCGGCACCAAUCCAAUGACUAUCCACAUAAAGUUGCAAAGUAUGCAGAAAACCGAAAUCGUAACAGAUACAGAGAUGUUAGCCCAUAUGACCACAGUCGUGUAAUACUGCAGAACACAGACAAUGAUUAUAUCAAUGCAAGCUUGGUGGUUAAUGAAGAAGCUCAGAGAAAUUAUAUAUUAACACAGGGUCCACUUCCUAAUACUUGUUGCCAUUUCUGGCUAAUGGUAUGGCAACAAAAGACCAAAGCAGUUGUCAUGCUGAACAGAAUUGUCGAGAAAGAUUCGGUGAAAUGUGCACAAUACUGGCCAACAAAGGAGGAGGAGGAAAUGAUGUACAAAGAGACAGGAUUUUGUGUGAGGCUAAAAUCUGAAGAUGUCAAAUCUUACUAUACAGUACGCCAACUUCAGCUAGAAAAUAUCAAUACGUGUGAAUCCAGAGUGAUAUUCCAUUUUCAUUAUACUACAUGGCCAGAUUUUGGAGUUCCUGAAUCUCCAGCUUCAUUCCUCAAUUUCUUGUUUAAAGUCAGAGAAUCUGGUUCUUUGAGUCCUGAACACGGGCCAGCAGUCAUUCACUGUAGUGCUGGAAUUGGGCGCUCUGGUACAUUUUCAUUGGUAGAUACAUGCCUUGUCUUGAUGGAAAAAAGAAAAUAUCCACUUUCUGUAGACAUUAAACAAGUAUUAUUGAAUAUGAGAAAAUAUCGAAUGGGACUUAUCCAGACUCCUGACCAGCUGCGAUUUUCAUACAUGGCUAUAAUAGAAGGAGCAAAAUAUAUAAUGGGUGAUUCUAAUAUACAGAAUCAGUGGAAAGAACUCUCAAAAGAGGACCAGACACCAAGUUCUGAAAGCUCUCCUCCAAACCCAGCCAAGCUAACUCCACAGACGUGGAAUGGGAACAGUGUAGAAUUGGAAAAUCAGGAGCAAACCAAUAACUUAAAUGCUGAUCUGUCUCCUACAAUACAAAAUAUUGUAGAUGCAAGUGCUGACAAUGCUUUUCGGAAACGGGUGAGAGAGGACAGAAAAGCUAAUACAGCACAGAUGGUGCAGCAGAUGAAACAUAAGCUGACUGAGGCUGAAAGAAAAAGAAAAAGGCCGAGAGUGACCGACACCUAAACCACCAAGACUUAUGAAUAUUCUGCAGCUAUAAAUAUACACAAUUGGCAUGCAAAGCAGGACAUCACUCCUCUUCAGGAACAAAAGUGAGGUCUGAGCAAUAUCCGGGUGGCCUCAUAAAUAUCUGUUUACAACGUAAACAACCAGGGAAUGAAGUACAUCACCAGCAAGAGACUUUGCAAAAUAAUUUGUCUUAAGUGUUUUAUGCUUGUAUCAACUGUAGAAAGAUGUAAGAGAUAACAUUAGAAAGUACUUUGUACUGCCAUUCUUACUGUAUUUUUUAUACUUUUGGCAGCAUUAAAUAUUUUUUUUAAUUGA